AACAAGAACAAAAAAACAAAACAAAAAGAGAAUUAAGAAUAAAAAUAGUAGAUUGCUUUGCCAAUCCAGUCACAUUGCAAAGAUGGACUUGAGCGAGAAUCUGGAGGAUCAAUAUUUUAUAUAUAAACAUGAGCAACUGUUUAGCGACAGUUUUCCAUUGUUCAAAGAGAUUCGUCGGAUGGGCAAGCUCUGUGAUGUCACAUUAAAGGUGGAGGACCAAAGUUUUUCCGCCCAUCGCAUUGUCCUAGCAGCAACAAUUCCGUAUUUCUAUGCCAUGUUCACCAACAACAUGGCCGAGAGUCGGAUCAAAGAAAUCACCAUGAAAGAGAGUGCUAUAGAACCGAGUGCCCUGGAGAGCCUCAUCAAUUAUGCUUACAGCGGCCAACUCCGGAUUGAUAAUGUAAAUGUGCAGAAUUUAAUGGUUGGGGCAUCCUUUCUCCAAUUAACCCAUGUGAGGGACGCCUGUGCCACCUUCUUGAUCUCUAGAUUCCAUCCACACAACGUUUUGGGCAUUCGAUCCUUUGCCGAUGCCAUGAUCUGCCGUCAAUUAAUCGAUGCCGCCGACAAGUUCAUCGAGCAGAAUUUUGCCAAAGUCUCGCAGUCUGAGGAGUUCCUCACCCUCGAGUGUGAUCAGCUGCUGGAGUUAAUGCGCCGGGAUGAGCUCAAUAUCCGUACUGAAGAAGUUAUGUUUGAAGCCUGCAUGAAAUGGGUGAAGUAUGCAGAGGAAAAAAGAUCGAGUCUGUUUCCCCAGGUAUUAGCUGCAGUGCGUUUGCCGCUCUUGUCACCACAAUUCUUGGCCGAUCGUGUGGCUCGCGAAGAGCUGAUACGCUCCUCACACCAAUGCCGAGACCUUUUGGACGAGGCAAAAGACUUCCAUUUAAUGCCAGAGCGAAGGGGAUUGCUUCAGAGUUUUCGGACUCGUCAGCGUCGCGGUGACUUCUUCACAGGCCAAAUUUACGCAGUAGGUGGACUGGCUAGCACUGGUGAAUCAGUGAGCACAGUGGAGAUCUAUGAUCCCAUAUCCAAGAAAUGGAAAAUGGGUGAGCAAAUGUCAAUGAUGAGAUCCCGUGUAGGCGUGGCAGUCUUGGAUGGCAAACUGUAUGCGUUUGGUGGCUUCAAUGGCACCGAGCGUUUAUCUACUGUGGAAGUCUAUGACCCACGCAAAAACAAAUGGUCCCAGGGCUGUGCCAUGUUAUGCAAACGAAGUGCAGUGGGCGUGGCUGCACUAGAAGAUUGUAUCUAUGUGUGCGGAGGUUACGACGGUGUGACCUCACUUAAUACAGUGGAGGUCUACUACCCCAAGACAAAUAACUGGAAAACAGUGGCACAAAUGAUGAAAUAUCGUUCCGCUGGCGGGGUAACUCAAUUGAAUGGCUAUGUCUACGCUUUGGGUGGUCAUGACGGUCUUUCCAUUUUCGAUUCGGUGGAACGGUACGAUCAAAAUGAAGAUACAUGGGUCAAGAUGGCUCCUAUGCUAAAUCGACGCUGUCGCCUGGGUGUGGCCACAUUGAAUGGCAAAAUCUAUGUAUGUGGAGGAUACUGUGGCAACUCGUUUCUACGCUCUGUGGAGUGCUAUGAUCCAUUGACUGACACCUGGAAAUUGGUUACUCCAAUGAAUUGUAAGAGAUCCCGUGUAGCCUUAACGGCAAAUAUGGGUAAACUUUGGGCCAUCGGUGGCUACGACGGGGAAUCGAAUCUGUCCACGGUCGAGGUCUAUGAUCCCGAGACAGAUAAGUGGACAUUCAUGCCAUCGAUGUGCGCCCACAGUGGUGGGGUGGGUGCCGGGGUUAUACGUAUUGAAUGAAUUAGUCUGCCUAGCCAAAAUUUAAUGUAAUUUAUAUCUUUUAUAGGUAAUCUAUGCUGUAUACUAUUAAUUUGUUAGUAGGGUCUAAGCUUUAUCUAACCAUAUCUGGGUCAUCAAUUGUUUAGUAUAUACAUAUAUCUCAUUCCAGUUGUUUAUUUGUUAGUUUCUAUUAUUAGGCUAGUCUUUGCAAUACUCAAUUACAAAAGUUUAAAUCAAUGUAAAAAGAAAAAAAAAAAACCUUAAAACCAUUCAAAAU
Molecule: messenger RNA, 2060 nt
Organism: Drosophila willistoni
Lineage: Eukaryota; Metazoa; Arthropoda; Insecta; Diptera; Drosophilidae
Gene: KLHL18
Product: kelch-like protein 18
Exons: 3
Coding region: 83-1804 (573 amino acids)
Molecular function (GO): protein binding
Source: RefSeq, a predicted model, not a curated record